This is a messenger RNA of Periophthalmus magnuspinnatus, 337 nucleotides long. RefSeq names its product spexin-like. Gene Ontology annotation, molecular function: neuropeptide hormone activity. The coding region runs from base 33 to 311 and encodes 92 amino acids. NCBI's taxonomy places the organism in Eukaryota, Metazoa, Chordata, Actinopteri, Gobiiformes, Gobiidae. The transcript is spliced from 5 exons. The record is from RefSeq and is a predicted model, not a curated record.
UUGUGUAUACAUUUUUUGUACAGACUCCAACGAUGGCUCUCAUUGUGGUGCUUGUAUUGUCACUGGUUUGCCAAUGCUGGACUGCACCUCACAGGAGGUACUGGACCCCCCAGGCUAUGUUAUAUCUAAAAGGAGCGCAAGGACAUCGUUCAACUGUGGAGCGCAGAAGUAACGCAGAUGCUAUACCAAAUGUGAUGUAUAGUGAAAGCAAUGCUCAUGAACUGAAGAUUCCUCCUAGAAUAUUCAAUCUGCAAAGAAUGACUGAACAAGGUGAAAUUGAUCCAUAUGAUUAUCUCAACUAUUCAUUGUAACUGUGUUGAUUGUUCCUUUCAUUACU